This is a messenger RNA of Babjeviella inositovora NRRL Y-12698, 910 nucleotides long. It is a transcript of the gene PDX3, whose product is annotated as pyridoxamine-phosphate oxidase. The record is from RefSeq and is a predicted model, not a curated record. Lineage: Eukaryota; Fungi; Ascomycota; Pichiomycetes; Serinales. Bases 5 to 718 code for a protein of 237 amino acids. Gene Ontology annotation, biological process: pyridoxine biosynthetic process. The transcript has a single exon. Gene Ontology annotation, molecular function: pyridoxamine phosphate oxidase activity; FMN binding.
CACCAUGUCCUCCGAAGCCUUUAACAGCGACUUGAAACAAAAGCAAGACGACGAUGAACCUAUCAUCUUUGCGCCAAAGACCUACCAGUACGACAUUUACUCUCUCGACGUGUCUGAUGUCAACCCAGACCCGUUCGAACAGUUUCACAAGUGGUUUGACGAGGCCACGCGCUCCACCGAGCCGAUUCCGGAGUCGGUCAAUUUUGCCACCUGUGAGUUACCUUCCGGGAGAGUCUCCAACCGUACGGUGUUGCUCAAGGAGUUGGAUCACCGCGGUUUCAUCAUCUACUCCAACUGGGACUCUUCCAAGAAGGCCCAGGACAUCAACUCUAACCCCCACGCCGCCAUGACCUUUUUCUGGAAGUUGAGUCAGAGACAGGUGAGGGUUGAGGGCCGCACCGAGUUUGUUUCCGCCGAAACAUCCCAGAGGUACUUUAACACCAGGCCGCGCGGCUCCAAGGUUGGCGCCUGGACCUCCCCACAAUCCCAGGUUAUUUCCGGGAGAGAAGAAUUGAACGAGUUGUACAAGGAAAGCAGUAUUAAGUUCAAGGAUUUGAGGGACCACGAAAUUCCAUGCCCGCAGUUCUGGGGAGGCGUGCGAGUGGUUCCGCUCGAGAUUGAAUUCUGGCAAGGUAGACCAAGCAGGUUGCACGACCGAAUCGUCUUCAGACGGGCAUCCGAGAACGACGCAUGGAAGGUUGUUAGAAUCGCCCCAUAGGUGUAAGCGUUAUUCCUUACACUAGUCUAGAGUUUUAUGUAAAUAGAAUACGAUAAACAAAGAUUGGGUAUAUAUAAAAAGGUUAUUGAGGGGGUUAGUAGUACUUUAUGGAAGGCUGGAUUUAUACAUACCGUUAGAGUUUCUCGUUAAUCAAAGUCGAGUCAAGCCGCUGUCUGUCAGGGUUGGCCAUCU